AUGUCACUCCCAAUUCUAGACCACUUUGCAAUCCUGGUCUCGUACCAAACCCUCCAAACCGUCACAAACACCCUCAAAGACUCUCUCCUCGUCAUCGACGGCGGCGCCCACGCAGAUGGUCUCACAGUCAACAAACUAAUCCAUCUCGCCGACGGAACAUAUCUCGAAUUCAUCGCCUUCGCAGAAGGCGUCGACCCUGAAAAACGCCGCGCUCAUCGCUGGGGAAACCUCGAAGAAGGCAAAAUUGCCGAUUGGGCUCACACUCUCAACAACGAAGCCGACUACGCUGCUCUUCAAAAGAGAGUCGCUGAUGCCGGGAACGGGGUCACGUAUGGUGAUUUGACUUCACUUCAGAGACAUAGACCUGAUGGUGCGUUGAUGAAGUGUCUUGUUUCGGUGGCUCUUGAUCCAGAGGGUGGUCGUAUCUUUCCGGGUACGAUUCCUUUUUGGUGCGUUGAUGAGACGGAGAGACAUUUGAGGUCACCUUUCAAGGCUGAUGGUGGUGAUGGGUUGCACGAAUACACAAAACAUCCUUCUCAUGCGAAGGGUGUGUCAAAGGUUACUGUUUUACUGCCGGAGAAGGAUAUCGCGACGUACAAACCGGUUUAUGACGCUAUUCACAACCAAAAGGCUGCUGAAGGAAAGGAACACUCGUGGCCGUAUGAUCUUCCUGCUGGGCCCAAUGCGGGAAGCAACAAGGUUGUUCUGUCAACGCUUGAGGGUGGAAAUGGUAAAGCAGAGAUCAAGUUGACUCUUUUGGGAACAAAGGAUAGUCCCAAGUCUAUCGAGCUUCUCCCUGGACUGACGGUGGACUUUGAGCAGACUGCGUAA
This is a messenger RNA of Fusarium pseudograminearum CS3096, 831 nucleotides long. RefSeq lists its product as uncharacterized. The record is from RefSeq and is a predicted model, not a curated record. NCBI's taxonomy places the organism in Eukaryota, Fungi, Ascomycota, Sordariomycetes, Hypocreales, Nectriaceae. The coding region runs from base 1 to 831 and encodes 276 amino acids. The transcript has a single exon.